This is a messenger RNA of Chaetomium fimeti, 2267 nucleotides long. RefSeq lists its product as uncharacterized. Lineage: Eukaryota; Fungi; Ascomycota; Sordariomycetes; Sordariales; Chaetomiaceae. The record is from RefSeq and is a predicted model, not a curated record. The transcript has 2 exons. Bases 119 to 1927 code for a protein of 602 amino acids.
GACUCCCCGUGAGCACGGCCGUUCCGGACAGAAGCACUGCUUCAGCAACUGAUCUGGGGCCGUCUGGUACCUUUAUUUGGUUCGUGGCUGUGUCCGCCGAAUUUCAGGAAAAGCCAUCAUGUUCGGGAACCUCUCGUUUAUGAUUCCCGCGUCAGGGGCGCCAAAGGGACCCCCAAAGGACGUCCCACCGCCGACACCAGUCAACCUACCCCGGUGCUACCCGCAAACCUCAGACGAUGGUGUUGUAGACGGCCAAGAACAUGGCUCUGACAAGCCCGGCAAGCCACUCACCUCGGUGCUGCAGAACAUUGUCCGGCCCACUGAGGUCACUACCUCGCACUUUGAAGCUCUCGGGGUGCACGUGGUCCCGGAUGCUGCUCCAGCCCAACUGCUCCCGGACCCAACCUUCAUCCCGGACUUCGAAGCUUGGCACGCCCUUUCCACCGAGGAGGUUCAUGCGACUAAUGAGAGCACCCGUAAACGGCUGAACACGGGCAACCUCUCGCCCGGCUGUCAGACAUACCUAGACAGAAAACGCGAGCUUUCGAUUCCAAACGAGGCGGCCUACCGGACUAUCCGGAGAAUCCCGCCCCCCAAGGGCCAGCCGCAGGUCCGCUUGGGAAAUACCUAUGAGUUUUAUCGCCACCUAGAACUGUUUUCUGCUUUCUGGGAAGACACUUCGGUACAUCCAGCCUCCGAGGCUAAGAACGGCCAGGUGGGAGAGGGAAAUGGCGAGAAUGACCCCGCUCCAGUCGAGGGCGACAAGGCCCAGGAGAAUGGUUCCGACGCCGUCAAAUUCUACCGCACUGGAGCUGGCCAUCAGAUGCCAGCCGAUUACCGGCAGAGCAUGAUCACAGCUUUCCUCAAGCUGGUAGCGUACGACUUCACAUGCAAUGUGUCGGCACCCCGCACCGAGCCACGGCUUCACAUCACGUCCAAAUCUUCCACCGGCUCGACACGCAGCUCUUACUUCUCUUCUGGGUGCACCUUCAUCUUCCGGACCCCAAACACUCGCGAAGCAGCCCGUGCUGGUAUCACCGAAGGUCCAGUGGCGGCCGUGAGCGCCAGACACACGACGUCUUUCCCACCAGUGGACUCGGCUUCUCCGCUCCAGGAAACAGACCGGGAUUCGAUCCUAGACCUAGCCCGGGAAGUUGUCGCGGCCCUGAUCACGGCUCAGCAACGCGCUCGCGAAGGCCGCACCGAGAAGCCUAUCGGUGAGAACGCCUGGUGGUGUACCAAACCGCGCUGGGGUGGCGGCCCCGGCGGGCCCAUCGGGCGCGAGGUGGAGAUGCUCUCUGGGGCGGACCAGACCAUUGGGGACAAGGACGCUCCGCCGCCGGAGGGCGCGCCGCCGUCCUCGUCCUCCAAAGCACGUGAUGCAACGCCCCUCCCUCAGCGCCCCUCCUCCCGCCCCGUUGGCGGGGGUAUCCCCUUCCCCACGGGGAACAACGUCAUCUCGGCCGCCGGCGGCAGCGGAUCCUCUAAGAGCGUCAAGCGGCUCAAGAAAUCGGGAAACCACCCCAUGUACGACAACUACCGCAUGGUGCGCCAGCCGAAGGCAACGUGGGACAAGAAAACACGGUACGAAGCCAUUGGGCGGGCUCAGGGGGUUGACUACGACGACGUUUUCGUCAUCAGCACGGUGCUGCACCACGUGAGCAUCGUGAGGAUGCGCGUGCCGGAUCGGCUGCUCGGCGUUCUGUCCGGGGAGGUCGAGGACGGCGGCGACGGCCGGAGCUGGGGCAGGCUCGAGGUCUGGAGGAGCCCGUGGUUUGACUUCUUCAAGGUGGACGAGCGGGUGCGCGCGAUGCAGCUGGUAUGGAGCAUGAUGGCGUGGAUGAUGCGGGAGCAGGUCAAGAAUGGCGAGGGGGCAGUGCCGGAGAAGGGGCAGAGCCAAGGGGAUGUGAAAAUGACGGGCGCGUGAUCCGUUGUUGUCGAUGGAACAACUUGGCGUGGGAACGUUGCUCGCUGGGCUCGUCGGCUCGGGAACUUGCUCGGGGGCCUCCUAGGUUGCCAGCUGCUAUGGACGCCGGUUCAGCUAGCACAGCUCGAGACAGGGGAAUGGAAUUUGCCAUCCGCCAUCACUUCUGCUGCGGUUCAUAGGAACGUGAGGGAUCAUGAAAAUAAUCACUGCGACGGCGGUUCGAACGGGUUGACCAGUAACUAUACUGGCCCGAGCUCCUCUCAACCAUGCUUCUUUUGGAAUCCCAUGAAUGGCUGACGGUACGAUUCAGCGGCCCCGCUCGAAAAUCCCAAGGUCGUUG